AUCCAUGCAAGAGAGUUGCAGAUGGAACCAAGUACGGGGUUCCCAAAGUGUGUUUUGAUUACUUUGAGUGUGUCAACGGAGAGGCCCGCUAUCGCGAAUGUGACCCCUUCUACAGAUUCGAUGAAGCGGAACAGAACUGUGUGCCAGACAACAACUGCUAUAGCGAAUGCCCACAACAUAUUAAACCAGUUCCGGAUGAUAUAACUAAAUUCAAUCUUGGUGGACGCAAUGUGAGCUGUCCUUAUGGUACCUUCUUUGAAGUUAGACACUGUGUUUGCUUCAACUUGCCGCGAAACACAACUACGACAGGACCGACGGAGUCAACCUACCCACCCAAAGCGACGGAAUCAACUUACUCACCCAAGCCAACGGAGUCAACCUACCCACCGAAGCCGACGGAGUCAACCUACCCACCGAAGCCGAGGGAAACAACCGGCUCAUCAGAGCCCUACUGA
Candidula unifasciata is the source of this 455-nucleotide messenger RNA. NCBI's taxonomy places the organism in Eukaryota, Metazoa, Mollusca, Gastropoda, Stylommatophora, Geomitridae. The record is from the annotation of a GenBank genome assembly.